UGCUGAACCCGCAUCAACACUCACUAAAUCUCUUGUGUUUAACUGCUCUGAUUCUGAGGGUUUCAGUUCUACAUUUGUAUGAAAAUCCGUAUUUUGGAUUUAAUUUAGGAAGCUGUAAUCGGAGAAGAUGGUAGUUAUAAGAAGAAGCGAGACUGUUAUGACGGAUGAAGACAUGGCUAACACUGAAUGUACGAUCGUCCUGCUGGGAAAAACUGGUGUUGGGAAAAGUUCAGCAGGAAACACCAUCUUACACAUGAAGAGUUUUGCUGCAGGUUUAAGCUCUAUAUAUGUUACCAAACAAUGUCAGAAACAAAGUGCUGUGAUUUCAGGAAAGAAAUGGACAGUUGUGGACACUCCAGAUUAUUUCUACUCCACACAUGAUGAAGAUCUCAGCAGUGAGAUAGAAAGGAGUGUAGCUUUAUCUCCUCCAGGAGUUCAUGCUUUUCUGUUUGUAUUAAAACCCACCACAUUUACAGAGCAGGAGGCAGAUACAGUGUCUCAGUUUCAACUCAGUUAUGGUGAGGAAGCUUUUAGAUACACGAUGAUCAUCUUCACACAUGGAGACCUACUUGAUGAAGACAUGGAGACAUUAAUCUCAGAGAAUGAGUCCUUACAGAGUUUAGUGAGUCGCUGUGGUGGAAGGUUCCAUGUUCUGAACAAUAAAGAUCUAUCAGACAGACAGCAGGUUUAUCAGCUACUGGAGAAAAUCAACAACAUGGUUUCUGCUAAUGGGAACAGCUGCUACACACUGGAGAUGCUGCAGGAGGCUGAGAGAAGAGCAGAAGAACAGCGCAGAAGGAUUUUGGAGGAGCAGCAGAGAAAGGAGGAAAGAGAAAGGAUGGAACAUCAAGCUAAUCUGGAAAAGGCAAGAAGAGAAACUGAGAUACGUGUUAGGAAGGAAAUGGAUGAGAUUCUGGAAAAGACUAGAGCAGAAAUUGAGGCCAAUCAAAAUUUGGCCUUGGCUGAAGAAGAGAAAAAAAAGGUGUCAUCUUAUGACCUAAAGCAUUUGUGUGUUGGUGUUUUUUCUUUAGUGCUUGUAUAUGCACUGAGAAGAUAUUGUAAAGAUUUUGUCCUAUGGGUGUGGUCUGGGUGGGUUAGCAGCAUCAGUGGGACUGAUCAUGGAAAAGACCUGUGAGCUGAUAUGGAGGAGUCAUUUUAAGAUGUCUUGUUUAUCACCUCAUAGAUCUCCUCAUGUUUAUUAUUAGUCCAUGAACAAAAUGUUCGGCCUGGUCUGUGGAGGUGUGACUCAUUCUCUUACUCACAUGUGUUCCACCAGAGGGAGCUGUCGCUUUUCUUUUAUGUGCUUUGCAUCAGUUCUGCUGUUUGUCCUCGUUGAAAAAAAAAUCAAAUGUGUUUUCUUCUCUCCCUUGUACAUGAUGAACGUUGUGUGUGUUGUGUUGAUUGUACUGAAUUAUGGAACAUUAAACCCUGUAAUCUAAAAUGUUGCUUCUUUACAUAAUUUCUGAAGUAAAUUUUAUAUUCUAUACAGACAGUAAACAUCCUUUAGUACGGAGCCCCUAAGGUGACAUCCCCUGAAAAAAAAAUAACGCGUGGCCACGACUUAUUAACGCGUUCCCACGCCUUAUUAACGCGUGGCCACGACUUACUUAACGCGUUCCCACGCCUUACUAACGCAUGGUCACGACUUACUUAACGCGUUCCCACGCCUUACUAACGCGUGGCCACGACUUAAGCUAGGUUUAUACUUCACGCAUCGCAGCUGGCGCAAGGGGGCGCGCGCCCAAUAUGACGCAGUCGCGAUGGCUCCGCCCAUGCGCGUUGGCCCAUGCGUCGUGCACCUCCUGAUUUUUGAAACUUUGCGCGUAUCGCGCGCGCGCUGCACUUCAGCAGAAUGGGGUAUUUCUUUGCACUGCCACCUGUCGUUCGGAGAAAACAGCAACGAAUGACGCAUCAAGUAUAAAUGCUUCUGCCGUUCUCACAGGUUCGCGCGCAGUGUGCUGAGUCGUGCGCUGCGCUCAGAUGCGAAAGUAUAACUCAGGCUUUAGUAACUCGU
Trichomycterus rosablanca is the source of this 2014-nucleotide messenger RNA. RefSeq names its product GTPase IMAP family member 9-like. The transcript is spliced from 2 exons. Gene Ontology annotation, molecular function: GTP binding. The record is from RefSeq and is a predicted model, not a curated record. The coding region runs from base 128 to 1135 and encodes 335 amino acids. NCBI's taxonomy places the organism in Eukaryota, Metazoa, Chordata, Actinopteri, Siluriformes, Trichomycteridae.